AUGGAAGCCCAGGUCGAAAAUGCGAUCCAAAUCGCCUCCGACCCCACCUCGAGCCAGCAACUGCGCGGGCAGGCCAUAGAAUACCUCAACCAGCUGCGCACCGAGGGUUCAGCAUGGCAGGCGGGCCUCACACUAUUCACGCGUGAGCCUCGCGCGCCUGAGAUAACUCGCCAUACCUCGCUCGACCUCGUAAACAAUGCCAUGCAGGAGAAUCGCCUAGAUGACCAGAGCUUGUCCUACAUCAAGGACACUCUGAUGAAUUACAUCCGGCAGACGUAUGCAGCUGGGAGCGCUUCGGCGGAUGCGGGCCACAUACAGAAUAAGCUGAUGCAGACCAUCACCUAUCUUUUCGUGGCUCUUUACCCGUCUUCAUGGCAGUCCUUCUUCGACGACUUUCGUGCGCUCGCCGGCGACCAAGCUACCAUCGGCAGUGUCAAUUACACAUCAACUUUGCUUUACCUUCGCCUGCUGGCCCAAGUACAUGACGAGAUAGCAGAUGUCCUGGUGGCGAGACCAGAGGACGAGAAGAAACGCAACACAGAGCUCAAAGAUUUGAUCCGCCAACGCGAUGCUCAGAAGAUAUCAUUAUCGUGGCAAGAAAUACUGGCAAAAUGGAGGGAGACCGACUUGGGCUUGAUAGAGAUGUGUCUGAGGACCAUCGGGCGUUGGGUCAGCUGGAUCGACAUCUCGCUUGUAGUCAACGAGAACAUGAUCAUGGUCUUUCUACAAAUGGCAGGCCAACAAGGCAUAUCGUCCCCGGAAACCCCUGAAGGACGCGCACGGGACGCUGCAAUCGAUACGUUCUCCGAAAUUGUGAGCAAGAAGAUGGGGCCUGCGGAUAAGAUACAAUUGAUUGAAUUUCUCAAUCUUGGAUCAGUCGUAGGCCAGCUCAUCGGUAGCCCUGCCCUUGCCGACCAGAGCACACCCGACUACGACAAUGAUCUCGCCGAGACUGUGGCAAAGCUGGUCAACAAUAUCGUCUUCGACAUCGUCAAGAUCUUAGAGAAGGAUAAUAACGAUGACCAAACUCGCCAACGUGCGGACACACUCAUUCAAGUGUUCACGCCCUACUUGCUGAGAUUUUUUGCGGAUCAGUACGACGAAGUCUGCUCAACUGUCAUUCCCUCUCUGACCGAUCUUCUCACCUUCUUCCGUAAAUUGCAGAAGAAGACUGGUGCCUUGCCAUCACAGUACGCGGCAAUACUCCCUCCCGUUCUCGAGGCCAUAAUUGCCAAGAUGAAGUAUGAUGAGGCGGUCUCCUGGGGCGAGGAGGGUGAACAGACGGAUGAAGCCGAGUUCCAGGAUCUUCGAAAACGACUGCAUGUCUUGCAGUUGACAGUGGCAGCUAUUGAUGAGAACUUUUACAUCGAAACCUUGAGCCGCGUAGUAAGCGACACGUUCGGUCGACUAUCCGCAGGAGGCCGUUCCUCAUUGGACUGGCGCGAUCUGGAUUUGGCGCUGUACGAGAUGUACCUUUUCGGAGAAUUGGCGACGCGCAAUUCUGGUCUUUACGCUAAGCGUGAGCCUUCUUCCGAGGCUGCACAGCGGCUGGUGGGGAUGAUGAACAGCAUGCUGGAUGCUGACAUCCCCAGCUACCCUCACCCUGCUAUACAAUUGCAGUACAUGGAAACAUGCGUUCGUUAUUACCAGUUCUUCGAACAAAACUCUCAACAAAUCCCCAAGGUGCUCGAAAAUUUCGUUCGUCUCACGCACAACAAUCACGUCAAGGUCCGCUCAAGGUCCUGGUAUUUGUUCCAGCGUCUGGUUCGACAUCUACGAGCACAGCUUGGUAACGUCUCAUACGACAUCAUCCAGGCCAUCGGCGAUCUUCUCACGAUCAAAGCCGAGCUACCAGAGGAUUCCGGGGACGACAUGUCAUCUGACGAGGAAGAUCAGUCUGCGGACGCUCUCUUCGAUUCCCAACUCUACUUGUUUGAAGCCGUUGGAUGCAUUGCUUCGUCCAGCACAGUCUCGACGGAGAAUAAGAAGCUCUACGCGCAGACUAUCAUGAGUCCGCUCUUCGCCGACAUGGAAAAGACAUUGCCACAGGCACAGAACGGCGAUGAGCGCUCUAUCCUACAGAUUCAUCACAUCAUCAUGGCUAUCGGGACGCUCGCACGCGGGUUCUCAGACUGGGUCCCCUCCAGCAACAGCGCACUUCCCCAGAGUGAAGUAUCAGACGAAUUUGCGAAGGCAUCAGAAGCCAUUCUCAUUGCUCUGAAAUCUCUCAAUUCGUCAAGCACGAUCCGCUAUGCCGCCCGAUUUGCGUUCUCCCGUAUGAUCGCUGUACUUGGUUCGCGAAUCCUCCAAGAAAUUCCGUCGUGGAUCGAGGGCCUUUUAUCUCAGAGCUCUUCCAUGGACGAGAUCUCCACUUUUAUGAAAGUUUUGGGUCAGAUCAUAUAUACCUUCAAGACAGAAAUUGCCGGUAUUCUGGACACAGUUCUGACGCCUCUCCUGCAACGCAUCUUCACCGCCCUGGCAAUCAUUCCUUCCGGUACAGACGACGAGAUUCAGCUGGCGGAACUUCGUCGAGAGUACCUCAACUUCAUAUAUGUGGUUCUUGGAAACGGACUCGGAUCUGUGUUUGUGAGCGACGUCAACCAGGCAACAUUCGACACCAUCAUCACAUCGAUCGACACGUUUGCCAGAGACACAUCCGACUACCCAACAGCUCGGUUGGCUCUCUCUGUGCUUAUUCGCAUGACUUCAGUAUGGAGCGGGCAAGAUAAAAUAGGACCUGGCGCAAACACGAGCCCGACCACUCCCGCCACAGCAUCGAUUCCUGGGUUUGAGAACUUUGUCAUCGAGCGCUUCUCUCCACUCGUAUGGUCCGUUCCCGCAUCUUCCGGAUUCAACUCGAAGGACGCACAAGCGAAGCUAGUACUCUACGAAGUUGCCAACCUGCAGGCGGAGAUUGUGAAGAAGGUUGGCGAGCCCUAUGUGGAGCGGCUUAGGACAGACCUCUCGGGCAUGGGUGUGAGCGAGGAUGUGGUCGAUGGCUACCUACGAACGCUCGCUGGAGCGUUCGAGGGCGUCGAGAAGUUCAAACAGUGGCGAAUCUUCUUUGCACGAUUUGUGAGCUCGGCACAGGGCUAG
Molecule: messenger RNA, 3096 nt
Organism: Paraphaeosphaeria sporulosa
Lineage: Eukaryota; Fungi; Ascomycota; Dothideomycetes; Pleosporales; Didymosphaeriaceae
Product: Exportin-T
Exons: 3
Coding region: 1-3096 (1031 amino acids)
Biological process (GO): tRNA re-export from nucleus
Cellular component (GO): cytoplasm; nuclear matrix; nuclear pore
Molecular function (GO): tRNA binding; small GTPase binding
Source: RefSeq, a predicted model, not a curated record